Molecule: messenger RNA, 4137 nt
Organism: Oncorhynchus keta (chum salmon)
Lineage: Eukaryota; Metazoa; Chordata; Actinopteri; Salmoniformes; Salmonidae
Product: importin-9-like
Exons: 22
Coding region: 313-3420 (1035 amino acids)
Biological process (GO): protein import into nucleus
Cellular component (GO): nuclear envelope; cytosol
Molecular function (GO): small GTPase binding
Source: RefSeq, a predicted model, not a curated record
GUAUCUAAUUAAAACCUGAUUUUAAACCUAACCUUCACCGCAUUGCUAACAUCAUGCCUAACCCUACAUUUAAAUUAAGACUAGCGUGUUUCUAAUAGACACAGCCACAAUCACAAAGUCAAAAUUGCCUAUAUCGUUAAAAAAACGGCUUUGGGGGUGUUCAUGUAGUUAUAAGGCAGUGUGGUUAUGUUAAAAAAAAUCUGAUUGUAAGAAAUUGUAGAAAUAUGCGGGGGUUUUGCCUUGGUGGCUGUGUUAACUAGUGACGACGGCUGUCGUGGGCUGCCCAGGCUUCCAGGCUUUGCGGGUGAAAACAUGGCAGGCAUGAGUGCGGCGGGUCCUCGGUCGGCCUCUGCCGGACUGGUUCAACAAGGACUUAAAGAAGCCCUGAUUGAUACGUUAACGGCUAUCCUGUCCCCGGUUCAAGAAGUGCGAGCAGUCGCUGAGGAGCAAAUAAAAGUGUUGGAAGUGACAGAGGAGUUUGGAGUCCACCUUUCAGAGCUAACUGUGGAUACUCAGGGAGCUCUGGCCAUUCGUCAGUUGGCCUCAGUCAUCCUAAAGCAGUAUGUGGAGACCCACUGGUGUUCCCUUACUGAGAAGUUCAGGCCCCCAGAGACCACAGACCGGGCCAAGGCAGCCAUCAGGGAGCUUUUGCCUGGGGGUCUCAGGGAGGCCAUCAGUAAGGUACGGUCCAGUGUGGCCUAUGCUGUGUCGGCCAUCGCUCACUGGGACUGGCCCGAAGCCUGGCCUCAGCUCUUCACCCUUCUCAUGGACUUGUUGGUCAGCGGCGACGUCAGCGCAGUGCACGGGGCCAUGAGGGUCCUCACAGAGUUUACCCGUGAGGUGACAGAUACUCAGAUGCCUCUGGUGGCCCCAGUAAUUCUGCCUGAGAUGUACAAGAUCUUCACCACGAUGGAGAUCUACAGCAUCCGUACCCGCUCCAGAGCCGUGGAGAUCUUCACCACCUGUGCCUACCUUAUCUGUGCAAUAGAGGAGCUGGAGAAGGGUGCGGCCAAGGCUCUGAUCUUCCCCGUAGUGCAGCAGUUCACUGAGGCAUUCAUUCAGGCCCUGCAGAUGCCUGAUGGACCCUCCUCAGACAGCGGCCUCAAGAUGGAGGUCCUCAAGGCUGUGACUGCUCUAGUGAAGAACUUCCCCAAACCCAUGGUUUUGUCCAUGCAGCAGAUCCUGCCCAUCGUCUGGAACACCCUGACAGAGAGCGCUGCUGUUUAUGUCAGAACAGAAGUCAACUACACAGAGGAGGUAGACGACCUCAUUGACUCUGACGGUGAGGUUCUGGGCUUUGAGAACCUGGUGUUUAGUGUCUUUGAGUUCAUCCACACGCUGCUGGAGAACAGCAAGUUCAAGAGCACAGUGAAGAGGGCUCUGCCUGAACUGAUCUACUACAUCAUUGUCUACAUGCAGAUCACUGAGGAUCAGAUCAAGGUGUGGACGGCCAACCCCCAGCAGUUUGUAGAGGACGAGGAUGACGAUACCUUCUCCUACUCCGUCAGGAUCUCAGCCCAGGACCUGCUCCUGGCUGUGGCGACAGAGUUCCAGAACGAGAGUGCGGCAGCGUUGGUGGCGGCAGCGACAAGACACCUGCAGGAAGCGGAGCAGGCCAAGAACAGUGGCAACGAACACUGGUGGAAGGUCCAUGAGGUGUGUUUGUUAGCUCUGGGCUCAGUGAAGACUAUCAUCACAGAGAACGUGAAGAACGGCCGGAUUCAAUUUGAUAUGCACGGCUUCCUGGCUAACGUCAUCCUGGCUGACCUCAACCUUGCAGCGGCCUCUCCGUUCCUGCUGGGCCGUGCCCUUUGGGCAGCCAGCCGCUUCACAGCAGCCAUGACCCCUGAGCUCAUCCAGCAGUUCCUCCAAGCCACCGUCAGCGGCCUGCACGACAGCCAACCCCCCUCGGUCCGCAUCUCAGCUGUACGCGCCAUCUGGGGGUACUGUGACCAGCUGAAGCUGUCACAGAGUACCCACGUGCUGCAGCCGUUCCUGCCUGCUGUUCUGGACGGGCUGGUGCAGCUGGCAGCCCAGUUCAGCUCUGAGGUUCUCACCCUGGUCAUGGAGACCCUGUGUAUCGUCUCCACCGUGGACCCAGCCUUCACCACCAGCGCAGAGAACAAGAUCUGCCCCCUCACCAUCGCCAUCUUCCUCCAGUAUAGUAACGACUCAGUGGUGGGGUCUCUGGCCCAGGACAUCUUUAAGGAGCUGGCCCAAAUCGAGGCUUGCCAGGGACCCAUGCAGAUGCGCCUCAUCCCCACCCUGGUCAGCAUUAUGCAGGCCCCCCCUGACAAGAUCCCCUUUGGCCUGUGUGCAACAGCCAUAGACAUCUUGACCACAGUGGUCAGAUACACCAAACCCCCGCUCUCUGAGAUGUUGGUCUGUCAGGCCUUCCCUGUGGUGGCCCAGUGUACCCUCCGCACAGAUGACAACACCACCAUGCAGAACGGUGGCGAGUGUCUGCGGGCGUACGUGUCGGUGGCCCUGGAGCAGGUGGGCCAAUGGAGGGACAUGGAGGGCCACAGUGGUCUGUGGUACGUGAUGCAGGUGGUCAGCCAGCUACUUGACCCUCGGACAUCAGAGUUCACUGCCGCCUUCGUGGGCCGCCUGGUGUCUACGCUGAUCGCCAGUACCGAGCUGGGAGAGCAGCUGGACCAGAUCCUCAGAGCCAUCCUCAGCAAGAUGCAGCAGGCCGAGACACUCAGUGUCAUGCAGUCUCUGAUCAUGGUGUUUGCCCACCUGGUCCACUCUCAGCUGGAGCCUUUGUUGGAGUUCCUGUGCAGUCUGCCGGGCCCCACGGGGAAACCGGCCCUGGAGUUUGUCAUGGCCGAGUGGAUGAGCCGACAGCACCUCUUCUAUGGACAGUAUGAGGGCAAAGUCAGUACGGUAGCCCUGUGUAAGCUUCUGCAGCACGGCCUCAACACAAACGACAAGCGUCUCCAGGACAUCGUCGUAAAGGGUGAGGAGCUCUUGGGCCCUGACGAGGGCAUCCGCACACGCUCCAAAUCUUCCAGGAAACCAGAGAAGUGGACCAACAUUCCGUUGCUAGUGAAGGUCUUUAAGUUGAUUGUCAAUGAGCUGUCAUCAGUGGUGGAGGCCAACGCAAUCAGAGCUGCCGCAGCAGACUGGAGUCCAGAUUCAGUAGGAAUGUGGGAGGAGGAGGAAGAAGAGGAUGAGGAGGAGGAGGAUGAAGGGCUGGCCGGGCAGCUUCUCUCUGACCUCAUCGCUUCCAACAAAUAUGAUGAAAACUACUAUGAGGAGGAUCUAGAUGCCUUGAAGGACCCCAUAUAUCAGAUAGACCUCCAGGCCUACCUGACAGAUUUCCUGACCCAGUUUGCCCACUCUCCGUGCUACAGCAUGUUCUCUGGCCACCUCAACGAUGCUGAGAGGAGAGUCCUGCAGUCUAUCAGCAUCUAAACCUGCCUCCAUCACCCCCUUCCCUACCAUAACUCUCUUGUCCAAUCCCUCUCGCUCACCAGCCAAUUACCAACCCCUGAGUGGGGGAAAGGCUCUGAUUGGCCAGGUGGUUGUUGAUGCUUUACCUCCAUCUCCAACAGAGGAACAUGAAUGGACGGGGGAGAAGAGACAGACUUGCACUUACCCAUGAGAGUCUUCUGACUGAAAGGAUGGCCAGGAAAAUACUGCAGAUUUGUGAAGGUUGAGGUUAGAUUUAGGGAAGUGAGGGACACCCAGGUUUGUUCCGAGAGAGGACUGGGAGAGUGAUCUCCUUAGUGUCUCCUCGCUCCUCUGCCCUAUUGGACUUGUUGGGAUGUGAGAGGGGUUGAUGUUUUACAACUGGAGAAUCAGGCAGGGCAACUAUGAUAUAUGAACUGUCUUUACUGUGUCCCAUUUGUAACUCAACCCACUUAUUUUUGUGUGUCUGUAAAAAAAAUAUAUAUUAUGUAACCUUCCAAGAGGCAAAAGAGACUUAAUGAUGAUGGAAAGACAGAAUGAACAUUGGCGGCCUUAUUGACUUCUGAUUGGGAUGAAAACCUUGAGGUCUUCCGGUCCCAACUAGGGUCUGGGUGGGUAUGAGGGAUUCACACUGUUCCCAUGGUGACUCAAAGCCAUGUAAUGUCAUUGUACCCACUGGAGUUGGAAUGAAAGUCUAAAUAAAUUCCCAACAGGACAGCA